AUGGAGAACUUCAAUUCCGAUUCCAGAUUCCACGGCAUCUUUACCGACAUGGGCCUCGUGGAAAAAUACAAGCAUGGCUCUGAGAAUGUGUUGUGCGACAAGCUGGCCUGUGAAGCAAAACGGCUGCUUCGCAAGGUUCAUACCUGGGAGCCGUUCAUCCCAGUCACAAUCAACGGGACUUCCCGGUACAUGUGCAACACCAACGUCGCCAUGGCGAAUUUGACAACAUUUGAUAGUGCGAGGGAUUGGAUACAGGGGAAUCGCAUAAGUGACAAGGAAGAGAAGCGCCGUGAGAAGGAAAAGCGCGCAGGACGAUCCACUAGCCAUGCAGCACGAACGGUGCAGGAGAGCUCGGUAGAAGAGAGACUUGCUCUCUUGGACUUGACCCUCCCUUGUGAAAUCUUUUGUAACAAGCCGGCCUCCGAGUCUGGUACGUCCCCUCUCCGGACUGCAUAUGGACUCACCUUGUAA
Molecule: messenger RNA, 471 nt
Organism: Fusarium proliferatum ET1
Lineage: Eukaryota; Fungi; Ascomycota; Sordariomycetes; Hypocreales; Nectriaceae
Exons: 2
Coding region: 1-471 (156 amino acids)
Source: RefSeq, a predicted model, not a curated record